CGUUUGUGAGAAAUGAUAAGCAACGACGCUUUCAUCCCAAACAUUCGUUUUGUUUCAUCUAAAUCGUAUUUAAAUCAGUGCUAGUUAUUUCAGUGUUCAAGAUUUCUGUGUGGAUAUCUAAAUAUUACAAGGGUAAAUUAUGAGUCAGAUAGUUACGCGUAAGGGGCAUGUUGGAGAAGAAAAGGAUAAGAGACAAACUGACAGUCCAGUAAAAGAAAUGAAGAAGAAGAUAGCGGCAAACGCGGAAAAGGAGAAACAGGCAGCGGAGAAAAUUACAGAAAAGUCAGAGAAAUCUGUGCACCACGAAAAAGAAAAGAAACAUGAGAAGGCUUCUGAAAAGAUAGAUAAACCAGAUAAAGUUGUUGAGAAAACAGACAAAAAAGAUAAAUUAGAUAAGAGCAUAGACAAAAAAGAUAAGUUAGAUAAAAGCGUUGACAAAAAAGACAAGUUAGAUAAAAGCGUAGACAAAAAAGACAAGCUAGAUAAAAGCUUGGACAAAAAAGACAAGGCGGAGAAAAGUGUUGACAAAAAGGAGGCAGAGAAAAAAGAACAUGCUGUAGAAAAGGAGAAGACAACAGAGAAGAGGGUGGUAGAAGAUAAGAAAGCGGUAGAAGAAAAGAAAGAAGACAAGAGUAAUAAGGACAAGGAUGUCAAAGCGGAAACGGACGAGAAAUCCAAGAAGCCUGAACCAAAAGCGAAAGAGAACGGUGCAAAAGUCAACGGGGAGCAAAAUGGUGACACGGUGAGUUCGGAGGACGAGCUCCAGGAUUUGGAAGUGGACCAGGAGAAAGACGAGAUGUUCCCGGAGCUGGCCUACGAGGACUCAGAUGGGGAGUGCUUCGAACCCCCAACUCCUGAGGGUGUGCCAAGUCGCAGCUACACUCGAAGGUCGCAGGUAAAGGCGACGCGUACGCCGGAGACUCCACGCCCGGCGUCCGAAAAACUAUCGGACAGAGACUACGUGCCCGACGACUCCAAACUCCUGAAGCUAAAAGACGACGUGCCCGCGUCAGAUCGCAAGCUGCGAUCGGCCGACUCUCCAAAACCAGGCAAUGCAUCGGAUUCAAGCGAUAAGGUUCUUAUACCGGUCGUAGUUCUAGAUGAUAUUAAUGAAGCCGAGAAGGAGACCAGUAAUGCGGAUGAUAAAAUGGAGAGAGAGAUCGAAGUGGUUGUGGAAGUUGAAAAUGAAGACGAGGGCCGCGUGAAGGCGGACACCAACUUCUCCAAGUCGCGCGUCAAAGUGUCACCCUACCGGCGCAGCACGCGGCUCGCCGACAACACCAACACGUCGCUGCUGGCCAAUUAUACAGGCAACAACACGACGAUGGAGAUGGACAUAACGGAGACGUCGUCGUUCAUCUCGGAGGAGCCCAGCCCCGACAGCCCCUACCUCAGCGGCCUGCGCAGCAUCCGCGGCCGCCGCUCCUACAAGCCGCUGCGCGAGAUGGCGCUGCGCAACAUCGGCGGCGCCCGCGGCGCCCGCGCGCCCGCCACCGGCGCCACCAGUGCGGAACAUCCGACGCGGCCGACUGGUACUGUGGUGGGACGCAAGCGCAAGCCGUCGCACGAGGAAGUCGUCGAGCUCGCCAGCGAGGCUGAGGAGGCCGUGAGGAGCAAGCGUGCAAGGCUUCUGGAACGCCUAGCUAAGCCCUUCCGGAUGGCCUCCACGCCGCUUCCCGCACGCCGCGCCGCUGAGAUCGUCGGCAUCAACACAGACCUGCCGCUAAGCGCGCCGGUCGCCUCGGCGGACACCUUCGACCCGGAGGCCAUCAAGCCCCCAGGCGCGACCGUCGCCGCCCCGCCGACCCCCUCGCCCGCCGUCGCGGAGCGGGACUCCAAGCGCUGCGUCGUCAUGUAACAUAGCACUGACACCGCCUUGUUAACCAUAAAGGGUUAUGUCAUAAAACGUUUACGUGUCAGGUGACAGAGGCGAAGCUUUUUACGUUUCCUAUGAAUGAUGUCUGUAUUCAAAUCUCAUAGGUUAUACCGACCAAUGAAACGGCCUCAUAUAUGAGGUGUAUAUAUACACUCCGUUUUUCUUACUUGUCUUAAAUUACAAACGGUCUUUUCAUUGCUUUUUAGAAUAGAAAAAACCGGCCGAGUGCGAGACGGACUCGCGCAUGAAUUGUCUAUGCAAACUGCAAAAUAGACAAGUCCGUUGUAGGGGGGAGCCUCCCUUAAAUAUUUGUCACAUUUUAAUUUAAUUGAUUUUAAUUCAAAUACAUAUUCUGUAAAGUCACGUUUGUUGUGUGGGAGCCUCUUUAAUUCUGUUUCUUGUGUUGUUAUAACGGCAACAUUAUACAUUGGUAAAAAUUUCAAGUGUCUAACUAUCACGGUUUAUGACAUAAAGCCUGGUGAUAGACGGAUAGACAGACAGAAAGACGGACGGACAGCGGAGUCGUAGUAAUAGGACCCCUUUGUGUACCAAACUCCUAAAAAGUAACGAAAAAAUUGUUUAUAUAAGAGAAAACAGAGUUUAGAUAAGUUCGUGUAUUUAGUUAACCGCAGGGGACAAUUGCGUAAGCUAAAUGCACGAUAUACAAGCACCAUCUUGUCUUCGUCAUGAGAUUUGUCGAUAUACAUCGUUUCCAACUGCACUCCUCAUUGGCUGGCGGAGUCGUUUCCGCUCGCUCGCUCGUUUCACGUUAAAAAGCUUCGCUUCAAGUGAUGUUUUGCGGAAAGAGAUAAAUUCCAAUCCCCACCGAUCCCUUAUUGUGUGUGAUUAUAUUCGCAUACAUUUCUCUCCCCGUUAUUUGGCUAUUUCUUAGCAUUGCAUUAUAAACUUUAUCUAGAUGGAAUAAAGUUAAAAGUCCAGUUUGAAGCGGCGAAGGUAUCGUGUUUAUAUUUUGACAGAAUUAGGUUACGCCAAAGUUAAGUUGCGUUAAUAGGUCAUUUAUUCAACUACGUUAGUUGUGCGCUGUGGAGGUCCCGCGUUCGAUUCCCGGCUAAGGAAAUUUGUAAAUUUCUGAAUUUUCUCUAAUAUGGUUCAAGCCUGGCGUGACUAACCCCUUCUACAAAGACGUGCCGCCAACAGCGUUCCGGUACGAUGUCGAUUAGGGGUUUAAUAUAAAUGUCAUUCCCCUUACAGGCAAUUCCGUUACCAUCUUAGACUGCAUCAUCACUUACCACCACAGAUUACAGUUAAGCGCUAACUUGUAGUGUUGAGUAAUAAAAAAUUUAAAAAGUAACAACUCUGGCAAUGAAAAGCGCUGUACCUACCCUUCCUACCAAAGGACUUUCAAAAGCUCUCUCGCUCUUUCCGGAAAACGUCUAUUAAAUGUCCCUUUUACAUUGUAAGUGUAUUUUAUAUAGAGACAGUACAAAAUGUACUUUUAUUUUGUCACGGUCAAAGGAUGUUGAACUUUACAAUAUAUAUAUGUAAUAAGAUGUACAUGGACUUAAAUGGUGAACGUCUGGUAUGUUAAAAUUUGUAAGAGCAUAAAUUUAUAUUAGUAUUAUCGAUAAAUUUUAACAUUAUUAUGUUAAAUCGUGGAAUUGGAAUAUAGAAGUUAAACAUCCGAAUAACCUUAAAUUGGGUCACAACGUGAAAUCUAGUAAAAUCUAUAUUAGUAUUUGUGUAUGUUAAAUCCUCUUAACAAAUAUCGGAGAUGUUUAAUUUCGUCACGGGAUGAAAGCCUAUUCGGUUUAAAUGUAUGUGAAAUUAUGCUUAGCAUUUAUGUUAAAUCGUGGUAUCGGAUUGUUAAAAAGAAACAUGUUAGAUGUUAAAUUUGAUAAUACAAUGGUUGUACUAUACUGUUCACUUAUAAUGUUAUUCGGUUAAAUAUGUGAAAUAAUGUUUAUUUACUAAUAAUCGGUGCCUUUUUAUCGUACAAUACUGACCCGUUUAAUCUGUCCAAAGUCAGAAUUCUUUGCUAAUAAAAAUAAUAAGCAAAGACACAAUAUUAAGAAAAAAAUAUUUAAUAGUUUGGUGAAUAAGAAGCACCCUUUACCGAGUUUAAGUGACGAGUAUUAAUUGAAUGAAUUGCGAUCGUUUCAUGCCUAAAUGCAGAAGUUAACUGGUGUAGUAAACUUUAAUUAUUUCGAAUAUUGCUUAGAGUUAUGCAGAUAGAUGUAAAUGGUUGCCAAUGUUUGACGGUAAAAGAUUCAUUGUAUAUAAAAUUUGCGAUGUUUUAGCAUCGAUCAUGAAGAUCCAUUGAUAUAUAUGUAUAAGUAAUAUGAGUAUAUUACUUUAUAAAUUUUAAUAUUUUUUGUUCAAUCAUUGAGUCCACUUUUUUGUGUUGUUUAGUAUGUGAAAUGUCGCAUUUCGAACUACGUACUAUUUAAUAUAAAACCUUUUUCGUGUCUCCAAAUGUGUUAAUUACUAAAAAGUGUUCAAGUAUGAAAAAAAACUUAUCCCUAUGAAAUAACAGCACACCUAAUCUAAUAAAAGUUGUGUACCGAUUUUAUAGUUACGCAAUGCUUUGUUUCCUUCUAUCGAAUGCCAAAUUAUUGAUAAUAGAUAGACAGAUAAAACAUUGUAUAACUUGUCAUUGGCUAUACAUAACGUUUAUUCGUACGGCCCUGUUAUAUUUGCAUCAAUUCAAUUCAAAAUUCAAAUAAAUUCGAUUCAAAAUUCAUUUAUUUCAAGUAGGCCUAAUAUAAGCAUUUUUGAAACGUCAAGUCUGUCUGUUUGUAGUGUCUGUAUCUAACAUCGAAUGUUAAUGCAUUUAUGAACUAUACUUGAUUUUAUUGCUCGUGCAGUUUGCCAAACAUUUCAUUCUAUUUUAAUUAAUUAUAAAAAAGUGUACUAAUAGCAGGAAACUCAAUAAAAUGUGAGAUUUUCUACCUACGUUUACUUAUUCGUACGCGUGAAUUUAACUUCAAUUUGUAUGGUUUCAAAAGAGCGUCAUCUACUUAAAAUACUGGGAAAAAGGAAUGCCAAGGAAUGUCUCUCUUUCGAUAUCAUGUAAAUCUUACUUAACGGUCACGCGAUAGAAAAGGUUAACGUAGAAUCUCACAUUGGACAACCAGACCAGUAAUGAAGAAUGACCAGAUUUUUUUUUUCAUAUAAAUGAUAUACGCAUAAAAUAUGCCCACAUUUAGCUGCCCACCUAAAAGUUUUUGUUUUUACAUAUUUUAUUUAGGAAGGAUUUUUCUAUUGUGUAUCUUAAUUGCUUGUACGGCUGGCGUAUACUUUGUGUUAGAUGCAGUUUAGCAAAAAAGAUCACAUUUCAAACUCCAAAAUACACAAAUAACAAUCCUAACAUUAUGAUAUUUUAAAUUUCGACUUAUUAUUCCAGCUAAGUUUUAUCAAUUGACUAAACUAUAGUUGUUAUAGCGGACAUGUUUUUAAUUGCUAACACUGUUCUCUCGCGACACUUUGUCUUGCGUUGGUUACAAGAUAUUUUAUUUUCUUACAAUCAAUGUAAAAUAAACAAUUUCUUCCGCAUACGAACACACUGUUGCUGUCCAGUUAACUUUCUUUUGCCCGUUUUCACUUAACCUAGAAUAGCCUUCAUUGGAUGCCUAGUAAUUUAGGUGAUUCCUAGAGACAAAAAAAAAACUUUUCACGAACUCUUAUCUGAUGUCUAACGACGAAAACUGGCAUUUGACUAAUGUACUUAGAUAGAGCUGCCUAACACUCUCAACUCUGGCUUAGGCGCCAACCACUCGCCUUAGCAAGGCUAGCAUGGAAAAGAUACAUUUUUCUCCCAGGGUUUAUCUUCUCCCACAGCUUUAUCAACUCUCGGAGCAUUGGCACACCAGCGGAAAUAAUAUCCAAAUAAUAAACGGGAGUAAGCUUCUCCUAUUAUCUGUUGCCGUACUUUGACAGUGGGUAGAAUUUUUGUCUCCUCCAACACAUCGUUAACGAACUUAAUCCUAAAGUUACAUCUAACACUGAAGUAGGGGCACACAGUAACAACCUCUUUAUAGAGUGAUAGCGUGAAGUCGAGUUUCUCGAUUACUAAAGUCGCACUCGCAGACGUUUAUUUCACAGACAAAUUAACGCAUUUGUUAUGGAUUUACCAAUUAAAAACAUGUCCGUAACUUGCGGUGCGUCCAGUGCGUUCAAACCUUUAUACAAACCUACCUAUAGUUUCAGGCGGAGCUAUCAGUUUUAUAUUAUUUCAUUCGAAAUAUAGUUUGGUAAUAAACAAAUUUUACCCUUUGUGUAAAAAAAAGGUAAUGAACUAACCUGAUGCUCGACUAAUGGCGCACUAUAUCAACUCAACACUGACUCAACUCAAGUUAGAGCACGAACGAACAAGAAGCUUUAUGUCGUGCGGCAUAAAGACUACAUUGCAAUGUUUUAUUUCGGGUUAAGUCGGGUGUUGAAUCGAUAUGCUGUGUCAAGUCCUGGAUGUAAUUUCCGUUGGUUAAAAAUAAGCUUAGAUUAAGAUUUAGUUUAGUUCGGUACAGAUAUGCGACUUUGUGCAAUCUUUCCCAAAAACAAAAAGUAAAAAUCGAAUAUGAUGCCCGGAAAAUACACAUAUUUUGAAAUUGAUAUCAAAUAUCGUGUAAAAAUAUUAUAUUCAUUUUUUAUUUAGAUGAAAUAUAUAGAAGUAUUAUGAAUUACGUCUUUCAUUUUGUCAUAAAAUCCGUCGAGGCUUUACACUCGUUUCGAUGUAACCGAUAUUUAUUUAGGUUAAACCGGUAUCAUCAUUUUGAAUUCACUUGAGAAAAUAAUGAUUAGGGAAAGAUAUAUUAAACGCUUAUUGACCGGUUUCUUGCACGAGUACAAGGGUGGCUGCUAAGUACGAGAUCAAACAAUGAGCGUUCAAUGAACCCAGUCAAUGCUCACGCAUGGAAACCGCUCAUUAAUCGGUCAAUAGAUUCGUAGUUCCUUGAUAAAAUCUUUGAAAUAAUUAACCGGUCCAGAAACUGUUUGUUUACUUUGUUAGUAACUGCUUUUGUUGGUUACUAAUUUAUCAUUUCAAUUCAAUUCAAUUCUUGUUUAUGGCUUUAAGUA
Molecule: messenger RNA, 6910 nt
Organism: Pararge aegeria (speckled wood butterfly)
Lineage: Eukaryota; Metazoa; Arthropoda; Insecta; Lepidoptera; Nymphalidae
Product: nucleolar protein dao-5-like
Exons: 11
Coding region: 140-1858 (572 amino acids)
Source: RefSeq, a predicted model, not a curated record